Molecule: messenger RNA, 1485 nt
Organism: Malassezia globosa CBS 7966
Lineage: Eukaryota; Fungi; Basidiomycota; Malasseziomycetes; Malasseziales; Malasseziaceae
Exons: 1
Coding region: 1-1485 (494 amino acids)
Biological process (GO): regulation of mRNA splicing, via spliceosome
Cellular component (GO): nucleus
Molecular function (GO): mRNA binding; zinc ion binding
Source: RefSeq, a predicted model, not a curated record
AUGAAUGCGCAGCCGCUCGGUAGUACGCGACGAUGGGGCUCAAGCUCGGUUUCUAGCGGUGGUGGUGGCGCUGGCGGUUACGAACGCGAGGCACCUAAACGAUCGUUCAACCAUGACAUGACUCGUGAACCUGCUCAUGAAGGCGCGCGCAAGCGUCGUUCACGCUGGGGGAAUGAAACUGAUCGAAAGGAUGUAUCAUCGGCUGCUAUCCCCGGCAAUGUUUCCGGUCAGGAGUUGGAUCGAUAUGCUGUUCAGGUCCGCAUGGACGAGAUCAAUCGCAAGUUACGCACGGGCGAUGUGAUACCGCCCGAGCGCGAAAGAUCACCAUCACCACCGCCUACGUACGACAGUCAUGGAUUUCGGAACAAUACUCGAGAAAUUCGUUACCGACGCAAGUUAGAAGAAGAACGCACACGCUUGGUUGAGCGACAAAUGCGCCUUGAUCCAUCGUAUCGCCCCCCAUUAGACUUUCAUGCUAGUCGGAAAGCUGGAAGACCCACCGAAAAGGUCUAUUUGCCUGUUCGUGAAUUUCCCGAAAUCAACUUUUUUGGCUUGCUUGUUGGGCCGCGUGGAAAUACUCUUAAAAAGAUGGAGGGGCAGAGUGGCGCGAAAAUUCAUAUUCGUGGACGUGGAAGUGUCAAACACGGAAAGGGGUCGACAGAUGGUGAAGAGGAAGACAUGCAUUGCAUUGUAACCGCUGACAAUGAUCGAUCUAUAAAACAUUGUAUUAAGUUGAUCAACGAAGUGGUGGCCACAGCAGCCUCCACGCCAGAGACGCAGAACGAUCAUAAGCGCAGUCAGCUACGAGAGCUUGCUGUGUUGAAUGGAACGCUGCGUGAUGACGAAAAUCAGGUUUGUCAAAACUGUGGUGAGAAGGGACAUCGCAAAUUCGAAUGUCCCCAUGAUCGGAAUUGGACCACCUAUAUUGUCUGCCAUAAAUGCGGUCAAAGCGGUCACGUAGCGCGGGAUUGCUUCUCGGCACCGCAAAAUACCGGCGAAAUGAUGGACCCGGCCACUUCACAUGUCGACACAGAGUAUGCUACUUUGAUGGCAGAACUAGGCGAACAGCCAGGUGGAUAUUCAAGCGGGUAUUUAGGCGUGUCUGGCUACGCGGGCCCACCUAGAAAUGAGCGUGGUGAGAAAAUUCCUCCUUGGCGCGACCCGGAAGUGUGGAAUGCACCUGGACCCGGUCGAAGCAAUCGCGAUUCUCUUCCGGACAGUUCCUAUGCCGAAGGCGGCUGGAAUUCGCUUGGCUCUAAUGAGCGUGCAUGGGCCACAGAGACACAGCCAGUUGAAGGACAGCGUGAUUACACGGCUGAAUGGGCUGCAUAUUAUGCUGCACAAGCCGCUCAGCAACAACAAAGUGGAAAUGCUGAACAGGAUGGCGCUCCAGUGCGUGAUUACUCGAAAGAGUGGGAAGAGUAUUAUCGCCAACAGGCCUUGGCUCAGCAACAGCAGCAUCAGUCACAUCACGAACAUUAUUGA